CCACCGAAAACAUCGAAUUUAUAAAAAAAGUGCAAUAAAUGAUUUGUGACAAAACGUGAAUAUUCCCAUGCACAUUUUAAUGCAAAAAUUGAAAAUCCAAUUGAUUCUAGUGCAUUCAUUUGUUUGUUCGCAUGGAAUUUCUGAUGAAGAAAAAAAGAAAUAACUCUCAAACAUGAAAGUAUUUGAUUGCAAGGCGAACGAACGAAAAAGUGAAUGUAACAAAAGAAAUAGUUGUAUCAACGAUUGGCAAAAUUAAAUGCGAUCAAAAAGACAAUCGAAACGACGUUGAAAGACGAUGAAAAAAUCAUUCGUACGACUUUAUGUAGGCAAAUAUGUUGGAAUUUUUUGUUUUCAUUUAACGCAAAUUUGAGUGUUGUUACGGCUGAAGGUGAACACAAAAAGGCAAUUAGAAGAAGAAGAAGAAGAAGAAGAAGAAGAUAAAACGAUCAAAGUGAAACGAUAAAAUAAUAUCAGCAUAGAUAGAGAAGGAAACACUGAGAGAUUGAGCGAACGCAGUGCGUUUUGCUUGCCGUAUAAUCUCUUGCUCUCAUUUGGUAUUUAUUAGUGGCGCGUGUGCUGGUAUUUUAAAUACGUGUAUUGGACAAAAUGCUUUUUAAAUCGCACAUCAACUCAGCGAAUGUGCUGCUGUUUUUAGUAAUUCUAAUCAAUUCGAUUGGUUUACAAAAUGCAACACACCUAACGGGCACAUUUCGUACAAGUGAAUUUUUCAAAUUGUUGGCCAAAUUCGGAUUUCAAAAGACUGAACGCCAUUCGCAACGGGAAUCAUAUGGUUAUAUUUAUGGUAAUAUAACAUCGAAGGAACAAUUUCCCGUACAAAUUACAUUUGCCGUACUCGAUAAAUAUCCUUUUUUACCAUUGUAUCACAAACGAACAUUGAUCAAUCUUGAUGAUGCGUGUCGACAAAUGUUUUCAACAAUCGAUCAAUUAGCAUACGAUAAAAAGUGUCAUCCAAAUAAUAAAUAUGAUUAUUUACGGCGAGUGCCGUGCAAAUCAAAUGAAUUAUGCGAUGAUGAAGAUAGGCCGAUGCUUGUGAUACCCGGUCAUCAAUUCACGUUUGCAGUUAGUAACAUGAAAGAACCAAGAUUCUGGUAUAUUUCGCUGAUUGCAUGCUAUCGCGAACCAACAAACUGUACCUGGAAGCAUUUUAAUGCAACAAAAUAUCGACUUGAAUCCAAAUCAAAUAGUAAAAAUCAUCAUUUUAUAAAUAGCGAUGACUAUGAACUCAACUAUGACAUUCAUUUGGUUAAUGGAAAUCCAAAUCAAUCAUCGACCAAUCCGUUAACAUUUCAAUUUUCAUUCGAUCAACAAAACAUACUCGAAAUGAAUUUGAUCUUUUUAACAGUCUACUUGAUAUUAGUGCCCAUACAAAUUUAUGCUGUACGAAUUCAAAAACAUCCCGUCACCAAACUAUUUACGGUCAGUUUAAUACUUGAAUUUGUUAGCUUGGUAUUUAUGCUAAGCUAUUAUAUUCGGUACACAAUCAGUGGCAUCGGAAAUGAUACCGUCAAAACGACCGGUGAUAUUUUGGACAUUUUAAGUCGGACAACAUUUAUGUUGAUAUUGUUGUUAUUAGCCAAAGGAUGGGCUGUAACACGACAACAGGUCACAAAAUCCGGUUGGAUAUUACUUAUGUCAAUUUGGAUACCAUAUUGUGUUUUUCAUCUUGUACUGUACGUUUGGAAUAGAACGGAAGUUGACAUUGUAUCUGACAUUGAUGAGUAUCAAACAUGGCCCGGUUGGUUGCUUCUUGUAUCCAGAUCGUGCAUUAUGCUGUGGUUCCUUUGGGAAUUGAGAAAUACAAUGAAAUACGAGCAUUCAACAAGAAAAUUAGACUUUUUACUCCAUUUCGGUGCAUCAAGUUUGGUUUGGAUCAUUUAUUUGCCAAUUGUCGCAAUAGUUGCAUCACAAGUCAAUCCCAUGUGGCGAUAUAAAUUGUUAUUAGGUAUUACGAAUUCGGCUGAUUGUUUGGGCUAUUGCGUGAUGACCGGACUGUUGUGGCCAAAUCGUGCGGGCCAAUAUUUAUUGUUGGCAAGUACGAAGUAUUCAGGUAUGGAUGAAUUAGCUAUUAUGGAUGAGGCGCCACAUUCGUUGCGCAGUGAAUCGAGUAGUUUUCAUGAAAUGCCACACGAUGAUAUGGAACACAUCGAUUUGGACGAUGAUGACGAUGACGAUGAUGAUCAAAAUCAAAUAAUUAAUAUUUUGGAUCGAACGAAACGAGGCCAAAUAAGUGCGACUGAUUUGUUAUCAGACACAACAACCAUUAUUCAGGGUGAUAAUCUAAUGUUUGAUGAUUCAAUGCAUUCAAUAUUCAACAAUUCCAAUGGAAACUUAAUGAAACAGCAUCAACAUCAGCAGCAACAGCAAUCGCAUGAAAUAAGUGAUCAUACGAUAUUAGACACUAGUAACAACAUCAACAGCAGUAAUGCUAGUGAUUUUAGUAAAAGUGAUAAAGUGACAAACAAUUCGAAUGGUGCAAUCGGUGAUGUAUUAAUUUUAACAAAUAAAUCGAAGCAAACAUUCGGUAGUAAUAGUCAUAAUGCGUGAUUUAAAUUAAUCUGUAAAUGUAUGUAUGCGUCGUGAGCAUAGAUUUCUAUUUCAUUUGUUUGAUUUUUGUUAUUUUUAUUAUUAUUAUUUUUACACACAAAUAUUUUAUCAUGUAAGAAUGGAAAUGUGAAGAGCUUUGUAAGCCAAAAUACAAAAUGAAAUGAAACAAAAACACAGUAACAAUUAGCUUUUAACAUUAGCAUUUGUUCUGUUAGCAAAACAAAAUAGAUAUAUGCGCAUUUAUUUUGCAUAUAAAUAUUCAAUAGUUUGUAGAUUUAUAUUUUUUUCUCUCCCAAUUUUCUAUCGCAAAAUGCUUCAAUAUUUUUCGUAAACAUAAAAACCACAAACAAUUUUUAAAAAAAUACAAAAAGUAUUAAAACCGAGAUAAAUACAAUAGUGCAGCUUAUUAUGGAAAAUGAUAAAAAAUAGCAAAAAAUUAAAAAAAUACAUAUAUAUUGAAUAUAUAUUUACUGCAAUACUCGUUAGCAAAAUGUUUAUAUUUAUGUACUCCAAAAAUAUUAAAGUGUAGAAAACACUAUCGAUAUAAUAAUACUAUACUAAGAGUUACUAUUUGUACACAUUUCGAUUGUGCGGCGACAACAUUUGGAUUCUACAAGAGAUACAAAAAGUCACAUUGUUUAAAAAAAUUGUUGUCGCCACACAAUCGAAAUGUAACUAUUGACAGGCACUGUCAAUAUAAUAUUACUACAGCGAUGGUGUUUUCUACUCUCUAAUAAAAUACACACUGAAGAAGAGCAAUGAUGCACAUCAGUAGCAAAAUCAAGAAGAAUAUAAAAAGAUAGAGAGAAAGCUUUAUUGAAUGGUCAAAUGCAUGCCUUACUUAAUUUUAAUUGUAAAAUCAUAUAUUGCAAAGGUGCUGUGUAUUUUUAUGUCCGAUGUUCUGUUCAACAAGAACAUCACACACAGACACAAUUUAUGAUUAAUUAAAAGCAUUCAAAAUAACAAAAGGAUAACGCGCUCUUUCUCUGAGAGAAAAUGAAGAAGAAAAUUAACAACGUUUAUAGCUAGUGUCAAAAUGCCAAAAUCGUAGUCGAUGAGAUUUUUAUUAUUAGACUUUUACUAUGUUUUACUACAAUUCUCACGCAAUUUCUUCUUUCUUCUCUGCCACAGUAACGUAAAUUCAAUCAAAAACCACAUUAGCUAUACACUUAUUUUUAUCGCACUUAAAAAAUUGAGUUCUACAAAAUAAAUUUCCAACGACAUUUUAACAACUCCAUUCUCUUGCAUACUUUUUUAUGUUCGAGCAAAUUUGCAAUUAAUUCGCCAUCUGAAAAAGGAAAUAAAAUGCUCCCAUUCCAUUUUAAUGGCUUGAUUUUCAUAUAAAAUUUCUUCAUCAAAUACUGAUACAGACUGCCAGAUUGUUUGUGUUUUUAUUUUGUAAAUAAAACGGAGUUAUUUUUAAGAAAUCAAACCAAAAACUGUGCCAUAACAAUAGAACGAGAAAAAAGCGAGCGAAAAGAAACAUUAGCUUAACCAAUUCACUCAUACCGGUUAGCCAUAGCAUAGAAAUGGGCAUUUUUCUUUUUUUUUCGGGAAGGAAAUUCAUUCAAAGGUUUAAAUUAACGAACUUUGAAUAUUUCAAUUGAAAAAAGUUUCUAUUUGAAUUUUAAACAAAUGACGACUCAAACGAAAAUCAAAGUGAGUGCAUGUAAAUAUUGUAUUUUUCUUCAGAAUGAAAAAAAGAAAAUAUUGCUCAAUUUGAAUAAAAUGAGAAAAAAAAAGAAUUUUAUCGAAGCAUAAAUAAAAAUUUAAAAAAAUAGCAGGAAAAACAAAACAACAAAAACAAUAGGUCUUAUGAUUGCGUGAAAUUCCUAUACAAAGCGUAGAUUUAAAAAUGAAGCGUCCCUUUUUUUCGUUUGUAGAUGAAAAGUCGAAUAAAAAAAUAAAUAAGUUAAAAUCAACAGAAAUCAAUUAUUUUGUGAUUGUGCACCGGAAACAAGACGAAAGUGACACUUUGCUGAGUUGUUUUUUGUAGUCCAAUAUUAUGUAUAUGUGUUAUCGUAUUUCGUACACCAUUUCUUUUAGUGAGAGUGAACAAAGUAUUGAAUAAAUGAAAUAAAAAAUUCACUGGUCCCACAAUGCUAUUUUGUCUCAAACAAUGAUAGUUUUAUGGAAAUUCAAUUGGCAAAAAUGUGUGGUGUGAUUUCAUUGUUACACAUUCGUGAAUAUUUUACAUGUCGUUUUAA
This is a messenger RNA of Contarinia nasturtii (swede midge), 4772 nucleotides long. RefSeq lists its product as uncharacterized. Gene Ontology annotation, biological process: response to pheromone; G protein-coupled receptor signaling pathway. Bases 607 to 2565 code for a protein of 652 amino acids. The record is from RefSeq and is a predicted model, not a curated record. The transcript is spliced from 7 exons. Lineage: Eukaryota; Metazoa; Arthropoda; Insecta; Diptera; Cecidomyiidae.